Ostreobium quekettii is the source of this 1734-nucleotide messenger RNA. Lineage: Eukaryota; Viridiplantae; Chlorophyta; Ulvophyceae; Bryopsidales; Ostreobiaceae. The record is from the annotation of a GenBank genome assembly.
AUGGCCGCGGGCUCCGCAGGCAACCCUUUUCGGGUCGCCCUGUUAGGCCAUUACCAAGCUGGAAAGGCGGUUUACAGAUGGUUGAAGGCCAAUGGGUGCCAGGCACAGAACGACCCCAGCGGUCCAUGGACGCUGCCCUACCCAGUCGGCAACGCUACCAAGGUCGAGUUCGCAUUCCAUGACACCUUGAAUAAGGACCUGCAGAAGUCGCUCAGUGCGGUCAGCGAUAGGAGGCUGGAUGCAUGGAUGCUGUUCUUCGACAAGUCUGACAUUGACUGCCUGUCACCUAACACCGGCAUUCCCGCAUGGAUGGGGGCGCUGAAGCAGCACCAGGCGCAAGCGGACCUUGUCUUCCUGAUAGGCGUCGAGAGGUUGGGCUACCUAUGCACAGUCGACACGCAGCAGGCAGAGGCCUUUGGCAAGCAUCAUGGCAUGACGCUCAUCGAGACAAAAGCAGUUGGGGAGGGGAUGGAUAAAGAUACAAUGAUGGCCAUGAUACGCACUAUGGCAAUGGAGUUUGUUCAAAAACACAAAAGUGAACAGACCCGAGGAGUAGAUCAAUGCAAGGAACUGCUGAUGCACAGCCAAGAAACUUGCAAGGCUGGGAAUCUGAAAACAAAUGGCAAGCUCAGACAUCAGCAUGAGCAGCCUAACAUCACAGGGAGAGAUGCAAUGGACUUGGCUGCAUCAUUCGAUGGCCAGAGCAAAGAACACCCUGAAUAUCCUCAAAUCGAAGGGACAACUUCGAUGGUCAUCGCUGCAUCAUUCGAUACACAACUUCAGUCACAUGGCGAGAAAGAACGCGACGCUUUUCCUGAAGUGCCCACUGCGGACAGCCCCCACAUCAGCUUCGACAAGGCGAGCGCCGGGGACGGCACGGAGGUUUUCAAGAUCCUGGAUCGCAGCCGGCAGCCGCUGAGCUGGAGGGAAGUCAUCGAAAUGUGGAAGAACUACCCCGAGUUCGCAGUCAUGUUCUCCCAGACCCUGGCUGCCUCCCACCACCAGGCCUUCUUCUGGGAGACCGUCCACUUCACCAGGUCCACGCUCCAGAAGCCCUUCGAGAUGGUGCUGGUGGAUGCCCCUGGUCUGGCGCACACCCGGCCCAACCCAAGCCAGUUCAGGGACAAUCUGGUGACUCACGGGCAGGGGUCCAUCGCCGUGUUUUUGAACCUGGGCCGUGACGCCCUGUUGGUGUCCCCCUGUCGAAUCGGCCGCGACAAUUCUCCCUACGGCCACCUGGCGAGCUUCGUGAGGGACGCGCCCGAGCAGCAGAAGGUGGAGUUCUGGUCCACGCUGGCCGAGGCGAUCGAGAACAGGCUGAUGGAGGUGGGGGAGGAGCCCAUGUGGGUGAGCACCUCGGGCCUGGGCGUGCCCUGGCUGCACGUGCGCCUGGACUCCAGGCCCAAGUACUACCAGCACAUGAGGUUCAGGAACGCGGGCAGGCAAGCCGACCACCACCGGGGGGGAGGGCUUUGGGGGAGUCUUGGAACAGGGAGUACCAACUAUGGGAGCAACGGGUUUGGUGGGCACGGCCACGGAGGCGGUGGCUGCGAGCACGGUCAAGAUGCCUUCGGCAGGCACGGGCAUGGAACAGGUGGCUAUGAGCAUGGUCAGGAUGAGCCUGGAGCAGCUGCCGCAGUUGCUAACGGCAAUGCAUUUGGGGGGCGUAGUCGCCGUUCGUCCCAUCAUGGCCAUCAUGCGGGCACUUAUUCCCAUGGGUGGCGCCCACACUGA